Molecule: messenger RNA, 1750 nt
Organism: Arachis ipaensis
Lineage: Eukaryota; Viridiplantae; Streptophyta; Magnoliopsida; Fabales; Fabaceae
Source: RefSeq, a predicted model, not a curated record
UUAUAACUAUUUUUUGUUUUUUUUCCUCGAGAGAGAGAGAGAGCAAAAUCCUGAUUAUUGGAAUUGUUUUUCUCUCUGGAUUUUGACUUCACAUUACAUUGCCCUUUUCUUCUUCUUCUUCUUCAUCUUCAGAACAACACAGUCACCGGUUCUUUCAGAUUCUCUUUUGUUCCAUUUGUUAAUUCCACUCCAAAAUUACGCGACAAAACUCUCACACUCACCACAUUCAUUAUUUUCCUUCACACAAACAUUAUUUCCUUUAAUUCGGACCCUUUCUCAGCUUCAUUUUCUUCUCUUCUCUCUUUCAUUUCUAUGUAAUUUUCCCCCUAUUGUUGUUGCCAUUCAUCUGAGUGUGACUUUCUUUUCCUUUGAGAAAGUGUGAACUUUUCCGUCCGGCGAUUUGCCGUGAAAGCGAAGAUUUGGAGGGUUGAUGCGUCGGUGUUUUUCUUCAUCCGAACGCCAUUGUUGAUUCUUCUAGUAAAAAGCACAAGGGGGAAAAACAAAAGGCGAAGCUUUCGUUUCUUCAGUUUUCUGUCUCUUGAAACUUGAAUCUUUCUUUUUCCCUACGGGGAUUGGAGUCGUGGAAUGCGGGCUAUUCACACUUUCACGCAUCAGAGAUCUAAUCUGAGCUUCUGGUUCUUUCUCUUUCUCUCACUAACUUCAACACAAACACAGAAGUGUUACUGAAAGAGAGAAGAAGAUGAUGAGGAUGAGGAACAUGACCAAUAAUUAUGGGGUCUCCGCCGUGAAUAAUGGAAGCGAGGCUACAACAACGAGGGCAAUGGAAUGGGAGAUGAGACCAGGUGGAAUGCUGGUUCAGCGCAGAACCGAUGACUCGGAUCGGAACUCAGUGCCGCCGGCACCGACAAUUAGAGUUAGGGUUAAAUACGGAUCAACCUACCAUGAAGUCAACAUUAGUUCUCAAGCUACAUUUGGGGAAUUGAAGAAAAUGUUGUCUGGUCCAACUGGGUUGCACCACCAGGAUCAGAAGAUAUAUUACAAGGACAAAGAGAGGGAUUCAAAGGCGUUCCUUGACAUUGUUGGAGUGAAGGACAAGUCCAAAUUGGUGUUGGUGGAGGACCCUCUUAGCCAAGAGAGAAGGUACUUGGAGAUGAGAAAGAAUGCUAAGAUGGAAAAAGCUGCCAAGUCCAUUUCUGAAAUCAGCUUGGAAGUUGAUAGACUUGCAGCCAGGGUGUCAGCACUGGAAUCAAUUAUUAGUAAAGGUGGCAAAGUUGCUGAAAUUGAUGUCAUUAGUCUCAUUGAGCUCUUGAUGAAUCAACUCCUUAAAUUGGAUGGUAUAAUGGCUGAUGGAGAUGUUAAACUGCAGAGGAAAAUGCAGGUAAAACGAGUUCAAAAGUAUGUUGAAACUCUUGAUAUGCUUAAAAUUAAGAAUUCUAUGGGCAAUGCCAACAAUGGAGGGCAUCAUGCAUCAGUGAAGGCCCAACAAAGGCAUUCAAAUGUGCAUAGACUAGCAACAAUUCAAGAGCAACCACAAUCACAAGGUGUGUCAAAUGGGAAUAAUCAUAGAUCAGCAACAAUUCAGGAGCAGCAGCAGCAGCAAAACCAGCACUCAGAAGUAGUAGUUACCACAAAAUGGGAGACAUUUGAUUCUCUGCCACCGUUAAUUCCAGUAUCUUCUUCCACAUCCACAUCAGCAAGCCCACUGAAUAAUGGCAACAACAACAAUAGUAAUAACAAUUCAGUUCAUCACAAGUUCAAUUGGGAAUUCUUCGAUUGAGUAGCAUAACCA